Apis florea (little honeybee) is the source of this 3046-nucleotide messenger RNA. RefSeq names its product protein yellow. The record is from RefSeq and is a predicted model, not a curated record. Lineage: Eukaryota; Metazoa; Arthropoda; Insecta; Hymenoptera; Apidae. Gene Ontology annotation, cellular component: extracellular region.
CGGUUAAAUAAUAGACCUACGUUUCGCUUGGAAAUUAAAUAGUGGGGAUACCUUGUUCCUGUUGCACAUACAAUAUCCAAAUGCAUCCACAUACGAUCACACGUAUAGCGUGUUCACUUGCACACAUAAUCGUAGUGUGUUAAUACACGUCGUCUGGUGGGGAGACGACGCCUCUCUAAGCGACGCUCCGCGUCUUCGUCAGUCAAACCGCGAUCGUCUCCGUGUAAUAGGCCUGUUGAGAUCACCGCGAGGUAAAUGGAUGGUUAGUGAACAGUGUUGAUCAGUUACUUGACCACAAAAACAGACCAGCCAACGCAGUUGGCACGUGCGAAAUAUUCGUUACGCCGGUCGACUCGAGAAUAGACUUUCUUCCUCUCCCUGGCGACAUUUACCUCCCUGGCUACGAACACUCUUAUUCCGGAUAUCAGUUUUCAACUGGAUCGUUGUUAAGUCUUCGUUUCUUCCUGCCACGUGAUCAGGCUAAGAAAAGUGAGAUAUAUCGUGAUAAGGAAGCAUAUACAGUGGCUAAAUACAGUGUAAAAAAUGAAGAUUGUUGUACUCUUACUCGCUCUUGUCUCAGUGGCAAAGUGUCACGAACCAUUCCGGGUAAUCUUUGAAUGGAACACGAUCGACGUAAUGUGGCCAUCGGAAGAGAAUAAAGAAUAUGCAAUCAGCCACGAUGAUUACAUUCCAGCCAAUAAUUUCAUAGCCGGUAUUAAAUUUUGGAAGGGUAAAAUGUACUUGACAAUACCAAGAUGGAAGAAUGGAGUACCUGUAACUCUCGGAGUCACUUCUGCUAAACGAAUGAAUAUUACUGCUCCUAAACUGGAAGCUUUCCCCAGUUGGGAGAUGCAGAAAAUUGGAGAUUGUAGUGCAUUUCAGAUGGUCCAAAGUAUGGAGAUCGACCCCAUAGGACGUAUGUGGGUACUCGAUUCUGGCAAGAUCUCAUCUCUUCCUUUAGAAGUAAAGACCACUUGUCCACCGAAAUUAGUAAUCCUAGAUCUCGAGAAAAAUGGUGAGAUUUUACGAACUUACGAAUUUCCUACGAACGUAGCUCAUCAUGGUACAGCUUACUUAAAUGAUAUUGUCUUGAAUCACGAGGAUGGUGGUAUGGCAUACAUCACGGACAGUGAUCGUAACGAUCCUGGUAUAAUUGUUUAUUCCUUGAGAAACAACACUUCGUGGAAAGUUAGACACGAUUCUAUGAAAGAUCAACAAGAAGCAAUUAAAUUCAUGAUUUCCAAAACUCCCAUUAAUAUAGUCGUACCUGUCGAUGGAAUUGCUUUGUCUCCUGCAAGUAGUAACGACAGACAAAUAUAUUAUUCGCCAUUAUCUUCCUUUCAUCUUUAUUCUAUACCAACGUCAGUCCUGAAAAACAAUGCAAGCAAUGUGGACAGUUACGUUAAAGAACUAGGAAGAAAAAAUUCUCAAACUGAUGGAAUGAUGAUGUCAGCCAAGGGAGUGUUAUACUUUGGGCUGUUGGCUGAUGAUGCUAUAGCUAUGUGGGAUACCAAACAGUCCACCUCGUUCACUACUGGCCAGAGAGUGAUCUCGAGAGAUCAUGAAAGGUUGCAAUGGCCAGAUACGUUUGCGUUUGACGAGGAUGGUAACUUUUAUUGCGUUACCAAUUCUUUGCAAAAUAUAUUGGAGAAUCGGGUCAACGUUAGCAUACCAAAUUAUCGGGUAGUCAAAUCGCAAACCGGAGUUAAAAGUUACCAAUAUUUGGAGGACGGAACCGCGCCGGAACAGCCGGAGAUUCCCACUUCAGCUGCAAACAGGAUUAGUCUCGCCGUUACUACCGGAUUAACCAUUCUGUUGGCUUUCGUCGUGCAGUAGUUUUUCUUUCUCUCUUGUUCCCCUGUUCUCUUUUCUUCAGAUAUGCUCGGAUAUAUUAAAGACAUUUUUAUCUUUUUCGAAAUACAAAAUUACAGAUAAUACGUACGAUGAAUCAUCCAGUAUUUUUGGUGGCCUUGAACAUUUAAAGUACUGAUUGUAAGUGAUCUGAAAUCAUGCUAGAAAAAAAAAAACCGAAAAUAAAAUUACUUGAUCAUUUGAGAUCACUAAUUAUUAAUUUUAAUUUUUCGUAUAUUUCUGUUUAAUUCUAUAAAUAUUAUUUUUUAGAAAUAUAUCGAUUUCAAAUGAUACUACCACUAUUCCAAGAAAAUUAUUAAACUUUUAUUAAUAUAAUUUUCAUGAUAUAAGAAAUGGUCUUGAAUGGUUAAUUAAUUUUGAUUGCAAUAAAAAUUUUAAUUCACAUUUAUGUUAUUAUAUAUAAAGUUUGUAGAUCUGUGUUGUUCGAACAAAGAUGAAGAAUCCUGCCAAUCAAAGAGUAAUUCGAUCAAGAUCGAAUAACAUAAUUUGAAAUAAAAUAGUAAAGUAAUCAAUUUCUCGAGAAUCAAUCAAUAUAAUCAGAAGCAUCUUUGUUCAAUGUCAUUUUCACAAUCGCAAUUGCUGUGUUCAAGAUUUUCAUCGAAAUGGACCGAGAGCAAAAUUGAUCUCCUGCAGUUCAUCGCUACUAUUACGAACAAGUAUUUCUACAUGGUCUUUAUUGCGGACAGUAAUGUGUCUAUUUUUCUUUCCAAUCUCAACAAUGGCUUAAUAUUCUUACUUUCAUAUAUUGUACAAUAACAAUAUUAUUGAUGAUAAAAAAGAAGGAAAAAAAAUAUUUUCUUAGAUUUUUCAAAAACAAAUAAAACUUUACAAAAAACUUUAGUAAUGUUUCUUAUACAGAGAAAAAAGAAAAUAUUAGUUAGAAAAGUCAUACUUCGGAAUGAAAAUAUUUUUAAAUUGUAAAUAUAUUAUAUAUCGAUAAUUUCAUAAAUAUUCAUUUUUUGUUCAGGUCAGUUUAAUCAGGUCACUUAAUUGAAUUGCUGAACGUUAAGUCAUAUCGGGUAAUAUAUUUUUAUACAGACUAAACUUUGGCCGUAAUUCCAUGGCAUUCAUAUUUAAUUAACCUCAAAUUAAUAUCAUCAAUGAAGAGUAUUAAAUCUGUCAAUCAAGUUAAGACGUUUCCAGUCCGAUUGCAUGAGUUUAAAGAAAAAUUAAA